Messenger RNA from Panicum virgatum (switchgrass), 411 nucleotides. Its product is annotated as salutaridine reductase-like. Bases 1 to 411 code for a protein of 136 amino acids. NCBI's taxonomy places the organism in Eukaryota, Viridiplantae, Streptophyta, Magnoliopsida, Poales, Poaceae. Gene Ontology annotation, cellular component: membrane. The transcript has 3 exons. The record is from RefSeq and is a predicted model, not a curated record.
AUGGAGGGCGGCGUCAUCUCCGAUUGGCAGAGCAAAAGGGUUGCUGUGGUGACGGGCGGGAAUAAAGGGAUCGGGCUGGAGGUGUGCCGGCAGCUGGCCAGCAAUGGCGUCGCCGUCAUCUUGACAGCCAGGGACGAGGCGAGGGGCGCAGCCGCCGUCGACAUGCUCAGAGCAGCUGGGCUUUCCGAUGUCAUCUUCCACCAGCUGGAGGUCACCGAUGCUCGCAGCAUCGCCCGGUUGGCAGAUUUCUUGAAGGCCCGUGUUGGGAAGCUCGACAUCCUGGUAAAUAACGCCGCUGUCGGUGGUGCUGAGUACGUCCCAGACCUUGUUUACCCUUCGGCAAACGUGGAGGAUCCAGUGAGCUCGAUCUGCGUGCACAUCCAAGCAAACAGAGCCGAUAUUCAUCUCUGA